UGUAUUGUAUGUUUCUCCAGGAAAAAAAGAACAGUGCAUCAGAGUUCACUUCUGAAAACAUGCUGAUGUCUGUGCUUGACUUGUUUGUAGCUGGAACAGAAACAACCAGCACGACCAUAAGAUAUGGGCUCCUGGCUCUCCAGAAAUACCCAGAGGUAGAAGAGAAAGUGCAGGAAGAGAUUGACCGCGUGGUCGGCCGAGCCAGGGCGCCAUGCAUAGCUGACCGCGGGCAGAUGCCUUACACAGACGCCGUCAUCCACGAAAUCCAGAGGUUCAUCUCUCUCAUCCCACUGGCUCUCCCCCACUCAGUGGCCAAACACACCCCCUUCCGACAAUUCGUCAUCCCAAAGGUAACGGCUCUGCUUCUAGGGCAAAACAGGAGCUCCUGUGUGACCGAGGGGACUGAUGUAGGGGCAUGGAUCUUGGCAGGGCUCAGGGCUGUGUUUCUGUCUUGCCAGUAG
Molecule: messenger RNA, 461 nt
Organism: Pogona vitticeps (central bearded dragon)
Lineage: Eukaryota; Metazoa; Chordata; Lepidosauria; Squamata; Agamidae
Source: RefSeq, a predicted model, not a curated record